Aspergillus japonicus CBS 114.51 is the source of this 2520-nucleotide messenger RNA. Its product is annotated as putative bZIP transcription factor. Bases 162 to 2081 code for a protein of 639 amino acids. The record is from RefSeq and is a predicted model, not a curated record. NCBI's taxonomy places the organism in Eukaryota, Fungi, Ascomycota, Eurotiomycetes, Eurotiales, Aspergillaceae. Gene Ontology annotation, biological process: regulation of DNA-templated transcription. The transcript has 2 exons. Gene Ontology annotation, molecular function: DNA-binding transcription factor activity.
CACCUCAUUUUCGACCUGUUUAUUUUUUACACACCGCCUCUUGCCAGUCGGUCGUAUUACCACGCCUGCUUCUCUUUGGGCCACGACCUACGCUUCCUCCUUCUUCUUCUUCUUCUUCCCCCAUUUCUUCUCUCUCCAUCACACUCACAUUAUCUACCAUCAUGGCGAGAUAUUCCCAACCGUCAUCAUUUGACUUCUAUCAACAGUCCCCCACUACCUUGGAUGCCAAACCUGCAUUUCCCGAAGAGGAUGAGAUGAGUGUAUUAGACGACAAGAUCCUGGACUCUACUUCCCCCGACAUGGCUUCCUCCGCUGCCGACCACCGCAGAACCUCAUAUGAUCAUGCACCCGAUGCAUACACGCAUCGAGAUUCCGUCUGGUCCGACUUCUCUCAUUCAGUCUCUAGCAAUCAGUCCCGCCACAACUCCCAAGUCGGCCACCCGUUCUUUGAAUCCGCCCCCAAUCCUUUCAUGCGCGUCGAUGGCGCUCACCCGGCCGCAGCAUACGCUCAGCAGGCCUCGUGGUCCCUGUCCAAAGACUCGGGCGCAUGCACUCCCACCGCCAUGUACGAGCACUUCCCUUCCGAGAUGGAUCACAGCGCCUCCGCUCCGUUCGCAGGCGGCGCCGUCGGUCCCGUCAGCACCAUCAACAUCCCCUCCAUGUCCUACCGGCCCGGCAUGGCCUUCGCCCACCCGGCCGCCGUGGCUAUGUCGCCGCAAUCGAGUCAGGGUUGGAUGCCUGCCGCCACCGACAUGGCCGAUGCCGUGGCCCGUCCAACCAAGAGUCCCACCUACCGCAACAGCUCCCCGUUGAGCAUGCGUCGGGACGGCAUCCGCAAGAAGAAUGCCCGCUUCGAGAUCCCUGCAGAGCGGACGCUGAGCAACAUUGACCAGCUCAUCGGUCAAUCGACCAAUGAGGAGGAGAUCAAGGAACUAAAGCAGCAGAAGCGGCUGUUGCGAAACCGCCAGGCGGCAUUGGACUCCCGCCAGCGCAAGAAGCUGCACACGGAAAAGCUGGAAGAGGAGAAGAAGCAGUUCACACAGAUCAUCAGCGACCUCGAAGAGGAGCUGCAGAACAUGCGCCUCCGAGAGGCGGAGCUCCUUCGCGAGAAGAGCGAAUGGAUGGCCGCCCAGCAGGAGAUCACCCAGUACAUCAACACGAUGCACAUGGAGAAGGACGAGCUGAUCCGCGUGCACACCCUCGAGACCGCUGAGCUUCGUAAGAAGAACAACAUUCUCAAGGAGACCGUGGAGAAACUCGAGCGUCACGCCAGACCCUCGGCUCCCUCGAAUCUGCCCUCGGAGUUCUCUGACUUUGAGAACUUGACGAUGGAUAGCAGCCCUUGGGAGGACUUCACCAUGGUCAACAGUCUCUCUCUGGAUGCCGAGGCGGUUGCCGCCCCGUCGGCCCCGUCGACUUCGAUGGUUGUCGCAUCGAACGAGAAGGAUAAGGCGAACAGCGACUACCCGUUCAGCUGGAAUGCAUUCUAUAUGUGCCUGCUGUUCGGCGCGUUCGUGGCCUCGAACGGCCCCUCCCUUUCUGCCCGCUCCAUGCCUCAGCUCUCGGAGGAGUACCGCGCGGAAUCAGCCAACGUGCUAAAGGCCGUGUUGGCGUCGUCUCCUCCCGAGCUCGCCCAGCCGAUGGGCCAGGCCGCCGUCGCCCCCUCCUCGGCUGCUGGCGUUAUGCCCAGCACCAUUACUGGUGCCCAGAUGGCGCAGAUGACUGGUACUGCGGCGCCGUCCAACCUUGAUGAGCUCCACAGCGCACUGGUCAUGCCCUCCAAGCAGCAGGAGCAGGAGCAGGUCUUUGCUCUCAAUGCGGACCAGUACAACUCUUUGACUACUUACGAUGAUGCUGGUGUUGAUUACAAGCAACAGCAGCCAUCGAACCUUCAGCAAGCCCUGGCUGCCAUGAGAGGCAGUGUGCAGAGCAAGAUGUCGACGAAGGCCACUUCUGACGUCUACUCACGGUCUCUAAUGUGGGACCGGGUCCCUGAAAAGGUGAUCCGGGACUUCCGCCGCAUGGUCCAAGACUGUGGUGUCUCUCCGGUCAAGGAAGAAGACGCCAGUUUUGUCCACUAGUAGAUUUUUGAUCUGGGGUUGGUGGCUCGUCAUCAAACCCAACCCACCCUCCUCCGCUCCUCCUCCAUUUGCCUGCGUUUCUUCUCUGCGUCCACACACAGACACCUUAAGCGACCUGAUUGAGUUCUGUUGCCUUCAUCCUUUCGCUUCUGCAACCUUGAGUCUUCUGGGAAGACCAACUUUCUCUCCAGCACAGUGACAGUGCCUUUUUUAAACGACCCUACGACUGCAUGGCCCAGAUAAGCCAGAAUGAUUAGCCCAUAUAUACAUAGACAGCUUUACUCAGCAUACCAACUUACCAACUUACCAAACCAUUCACUUCACCGCGGCUGGAUAUAUCUGACGGCUAAGCCAUUCCAUUGUGAAUCACGUCUGUCAAAUUAGCGAUGCUGUUGUUCUUUGCUGGCCGGCGCGCUUACGCUUCUCUCCUUCGGCUUCC